This is a messenger RNA of Pichia membranifaciens NRRL Y-2026, 1545 nucleotides long. RefSeq lists its product as hypothetical. The transcript has a single exon. NCBI's taxonomy places the organism in Eukaryota, Fungi, Ascomycota, Pichiomycetes, Pichiales, Pichiaceae. The record is from RefSeq and is a predicted model, not a curated record. Bases 290 to 1453 code for a protein of 387 amino acids. Gene Ontology annotation, biological process: tRNA processing. Gene Ontology annotation, molecular function: tRNA dihydrouridine synthase activity; flavin adenine dinucleotide binding.
GAAUGAACAAAGUCGGGGCCGCAGAGAUUGCGAUGUGCCCAAAUUUAAGCUUUAUCGUGCCAGCUUCAAAACAAAGGUGAUAAGAGGCAGAGAAAAAUCAAGCUAGUUCAGUUACUUUGCUUUUCUUCCAGUCACUCUCUUUCUUUUCUUCUAACUCCUCCCGCCAGCCAUCAAAGUGAUUCUCUCUGCUUUUAGAUAUCGGUUGUUCGGUUUAGCUUUCAUCACUAAACGGUCAGCAGAAUACACACAUUUUUACAACAGUAUUAGGUUCGGUUCUAGUCGAAUAGAAAUGGCUACUAGUAACGUCAUUAUUGGUGCUAAGCCUGUGGUUGCAAAUGAUGUUGAAGAUGCAGUGAGAGAACAAGAACAAGAUGGUGAAAACGAACAUGUACGGAGUGAAAUCAACUCCUCCGUUAUUCCAAAUAUGAUGCAUGUGAAACCGAGAAAUCCAGAUGACAAACCGAUAAACAUUAUCAGAAGAUAUCAGAAGGAGGGCAGACCGGUAUUUGUUGCGGGACCGAUGGUGCGAUACUCAAAACUACCUUUCCGUAAGUUAGUCCGUGAUUAUAAAUGUGACAUCGUUUACAGUCCAAUGAUACUAGCCAGGGAGUUUGUGAGAAACGAAAACGCCAGGUUGAGUGAUUUCACAACGAACAACUCGGACAGACCGUUGAUCGUACAGGUUGGGGUCAACAACGUUACAGAUUUGUUGAGAUUUGUUGAGAUGGUGCAGCCUUACGUAGACGGUAUUGGCAUCAACUGCGGAUGCCCAAUCAAGGAGCAGGUACGUGAAGGUAUUGGUGCAGCUUUGAUGAGCAACAGACAGCUUGUUUCCGAAAUGGUGUACGAGGUGAAGAAAAGAUGGGGGGACGAUAUAUGUAUUGAGACCAAGAUUCGUGUUCACGACGAUAUCAAUGAGACGAUUGAUUUUGUAAAGAGUGUCGAAAAGGCAGGAGUUGACUUCAUUACUGUGCAUGGAAGAACCAAGAAUACACGGAGCAGCCAGCCAGCCAAUUUUGAUAAGAUACGAAUAGUCAAAGAGAAUGUCAGUGUCCCUGUCAUUGCUAACGGAGACUGUUUCAGCUUGAAAGAUGCAUACGAGAUUAGGGAGUUGACCAAAUGUGACGGUAUUAUGGCCGUUCGUGGGGUUUUGAACAAUCCUGCGAUGUUUGCAGGGUACGAGAAGUGUCCAUGGGGUGCAAUCGAGAAGUUCUGGGAUUAUGCUACUGCGUACGGUUUACCUUUCAGAUUAGUUCAACAUCACUUAUCAUGCAUGAUGGAAGGGCUUAUCGAGAGGAAGACACUUAUCGGCUUAAACGAGUGCAACGACCUCAUUGGGCUGCUCGAGUGGUUUGACCAAAGGUACGACUUGAAGAGACCCGGGGAGGAAGGCUUUGGAACAAGCGUCAGCGUUCCUAUAAGAGAAGACCGGAGCAAAAUGGCAAAUUUAUAGAUUUUGCAGUUUGUAUAGUCAGUUACAAUAUACCAUUAAUAAGUUUAAAGAAACCCUUACUGUCUGUAUAGUGAGUGUAUUGAGAGAGAGAA